Glycine soja is the source of this 1307-nucleotide messenger RNA. Its product is annotated as nuclear transcription factor Y subunit A-7-like. Gene Ontology annotation, biological process: regulation of transcription by RNA polymerase II. Bases 268 to 888 code for a protein of 206 amino acids. Gene Ontology annotation, molecular function: RNA polymerase II cis-regulatory region sequence-specific DNA binding; DNA-binding transcription factor activity, RNA polymerase II-specific. The transcript has 6 exons. The record is from RefSeq and is a predicted model, not a curated record. Gene Ontology annotation, cellular component: CCAAT-binding factor complex. Lineage: Eukaryota; Viridiplantae; Streptophyta; Magnoliopsida; Fabales; Fabaceae.
GUAGAGAAUAUUGGUUGGCGAGCAUGGAACCACACAAGAAGAGAAAGAGGAGAAAAGAAAAGUAAAAAGGAAAGGAAAGGAAGGAUCUUUGGGGAAUUGGGAGGCAAGGAAAGAAAGAUGCAGGAUUAGGUGUGUGGAUAGGGAGGGUCCAGCGUAGCGUACUACCUGGCUUCUGUUCUUUCUACCCACGACUUUUCUCUCAAACCAACCACAUCAUUCAACUAUUGCACUGCCAAGGUUUGGACAGUGUUACGUGCUUCACGAAACAUGACCUCUGCUCACGACCUUACUGAUAAUGAAGAUGAUGGACAGCAGCAGUCAGAAUCACAAAUUCAGUCCCCUUCUGCAAAUGGAAUUUCUGAUCCAGAUAUUAGUACCCAGAAUGUCAAUGUACAGUAUGCAACACCUGGCCAGCUUGGAACUGGGCAUGCAAUGGUACCACCUGUGUAUCCAUAUCCAGAUCCUUACUAUAGAAGCAUCUUUGCUCCCUAUGAUACACAACCUUAUCCCCCGCAAGCCUAUAGUGGACAGCCAAUGGUCCAUCUUCAGUUAAUGGGAAUUCAGCAAGCUGGUGUUCCUCUGCCAACUGAUGCAGUUGAGGAGCCUGUGUUUGUCAAUGCAAAACAAUACCACGGUAUAUUAAGACGUAGACAAUCCCGUGCAAAAGCUGAAUCAGAAAAUAAAGUUAUAAGGAAUAGGAAGCCAUACUUGCAUGAAUCUCGACACAAGCAUGCACUGAGAAGACCAAGAGGAUGUGGUGGUCGGUUUCUGAAUUCAAAGAAAGACGAGAAUCAGCAUGAUGAUGUGACAUCAGCUGACAAAUCACAAUCCAAUAUCAAUCUCAAUUCUAAUAAAAAUGAUCAAACCUCAUCAGAUAGGACAUCCUAAACUACUGAGACGACGAUACCUUAGACAGUGGAGAUCUAUAUUGUAUGUCACAAGAUCAAUAAUACCUGCCUUGGAUAUCCCACUUUUGCUUCAUUCUGGCUUUGUACAACACUGUAGGUUGUGUGGUAGGUAGCGUUAGUAUGUCGCAUGAUGCAGGUAAAAUGUAAAUUGAAGUGAUUUUAUCAAAUAUUGACCUUUGGUAGGGGAGAUUUUUAUGGUGAACAGCAUUUCUUUGUAUUUGGUACUGUAGAGAGGUUAGAGAUUGGUAUUUUGUUUGGUUGGAUCGUAUUUAUUUACCUUGCUAGUGACAGUUGAAGAAGUUUCAACCGUGAUUGGUGAUGGAUAUUGAUAGUUGUUUUUGUUCAGUGACUACUAGAUAGAUAAAUAAGGUUCACAUGCCUUGCUGAUAUUGAAAUGAA